AUGACAGACAAGCCGCCCCCGCUGCCGACGCCGCUCGUGGUUCCGAGUCAGCCAACCCUCUCUCUUCCAAGCGCCGUCUCGCGAGACGUCACCCGGAAGCAAGAGACAGCGGACGAGGAGCCGUAUACCAUAAAGUGUAUUUGCGGCUUCCCUGACGAUGACGGAAACACGAUCUACUGCGAGACAUGCGACACUUGGCAGCACAUUGAGUGCUACUACCCCAACAGCGUCGAAGAUGCCCUUCGCCCGACUUUCGCACAUUCGUGUGUUGAGUGCGAACCACGACUCCUAAAUCAUGAACAAGCUAUCGCUCGCCAAAAGGCCAAGAUGGCCGUGCCAGUCAUGGAAGCAACGGCCGACAAGAAGCCGAAGCGGCCACCAUCUAAGAGCCACAAGAAAAAGCCAAAGCCGUCGGAUCUUCAGAUAAACGGCGUUUCACACGGCACACCCGAGAACAAGCACGCCAGUCCUUCCGACAACCCCCAUCCCACCAAGAAGGCUAAAAACUCGCACAAACCAAGCCAGUCAAUUAGCUCUCAGACCUCUAAACGAAGCCCGCCCCACGGGAAUACUAAAACGGCACAGAAUCACCCUUUGAGCCCUGCAACAACGCCGCCUGAUCUUCCCAACGACUUUGAAUUACACAACUACUCGUCGGGGUUCGUGUCGUUGUACAGUGAUCAGGCGUUCCAGAUUGUCAACACGAACAGCUAUGCCGGUUUACAGGUUUCAAAUACAAUGUUGACCUGGCUGCGCGACCCACUCCGCAUGCAAGCAGAAACCGGUUGUUCUCCCAACGACGUCUUCCAACCCCUUCCCGACAACAUGGAUUUGCGCAAAGUCGCGCCCGAAGUUGAACAAGACAAAAAGGUCAUUUCUCCAGGCACUACGGUACAAUGCCGCUGCUUGAAGGCGCCUUCGGAUAUUAAGAAGGACGUACCGCUUAUGGAAGUGAAUGGCCAAAUUGGCUUCCAGGCGGCUUACUGCGCCGAUCCCGAGAACCGCUACUCAGAGCUAACCGCUCCGCUCCCUUUCGUCCUCUUCCAUCCAAGUCUCCCGCUAUACAUCGACACACGACGGGAAGGGUCCGAGGCACGUUUCGUCCGGCGCAGUUGUCGACCGAACGCCGUGUUGGAAACAUUUAUCUCGUCCGGUAGUGAAUACCACUUUUGGCUGGUGAGCGACCGCCGGAUUGCGGCCCGUGAGCAAAUCACGAUUGCUUGGGACUGCGGGUUCCCGGCGGCGGAGAAGGCCCGUGCGCUUCAAGUACUGGGUCUGGGAGACGACGUCACAGCAUCACAUGUCGAGCCCAGCGUCACCGAAAAUGACUACCAAAAGUACUCUGGCUGGGUCCAUUCUAUCCUCUCUGAACAUGGCGGUUGCGCAUGUAACCUUGGCCCAGAAUGCUCCUUCGCACGGUUUCAUAGGAAUUACCUUGCCCAAAGCCAAUCGCGACCGGGUGCGCCCAAAAGCAAGAAGCGCAAGCCAAAAUCGCAGCACGCGAUCUCGCCGACGAGCACGGGGCACGCCACCAACAGCAGGGCCGCCAGCGAGGGCCAUUUGGAGGAGGUUCCUGAAAAUGAGCGGAGGUCCGUCUCCGGUUCCUCACGCAGUAAGCCACCAAGCCGCGACAUGACCCCAACAGCGAGACAAGGGUCCUUCGACACUCUCGGUAUUUUAACUGAACCCACGGAUCGGGAUAAAAGAAAGGUCGCCAUGGUUGAAGAUUCGUUCCGUCGCAUGGAGCAGCAGCAACAUCAACAUCAUCAGCAACAGCAACAACAACCCCAACGCAAGAGGAAACGGGCGUCUGAUGGGGCAAGCACCAACCAGACGAAAUCGUCGAAACCCAGUUCAGCAACGCAAACGCCAAACCUUCCAACGGGGUUUCCGGAACGUGGAUACGUUGAUGCUGGGACGGGUACCUCAAGGGGCAAAUCUGGGUCGCCGAGUGGUGCAAGCCCCACUCAUGUCGGCCAAGCACGCAAGAUCCCCCCAUCGAGGAACUCAUCGGCGCCUGCCCCGUCUCGCCCUAAUUCGGCGGCGCCACGCGCCAAAUACUGUGACGCGGCGGUGCAGACUGAUUUCUCCGACGUGGGCGACACAACGGCCCCGAGGCGGAGAGUGGGAUCCUGCCUCAGGAAGCGGAUGUUGGAGAGCUGGCACCACGUCCGCAUUGAGGAGGAAGAGCGUUCCAAACGCCGCACACUUGAGCGACCAUCCACGGCUGUGAGCAUGGAAAGUCAAAGCGACCAAAGUACGCUCCAGACAUCACCAGCGUCUUCUAAGGGGCCCGAGAAGGGCCCUGGCCACGACGAUUCAGGCGGCGGCUUGAGAGAUGUCACGAUGAUGGACGCACAACCAGUGUCUCCAGCGGUGACGACCAUUCCAUCCCCUGUUCCGGCAGGCAGCCUAGUUGUCAAGACCAAGUCGCCAGAGCUCCGGGUCGAGAUGCCCCCUGUUCCGACCUUCCCAGCCGUGCACCCGACCGCUUCCCCUGCUUCCACGCCUGUCUCGGCUGGGCCCGGGGUGGCCCAAUCGCCUUUCUCUGUCACCAGUCUUGCGAGCCCCUUCGCCCCGCCAUCGGUUAACAGCACUGCCCCGACACCGAGCCCGGUGAAGAAGAAGCUGAGCUUCAACGACUACAAAAGCAGGAUGAACAAGGCCGGUGCUGCGCGACCGUCGGUUGGGACAACGCUGUUGAAACCGGUCUCGGAUGCUGAUGAACCCAAGUCCGCCACGAGUACCGACGGCGGCGUAGCAACGAGCUCUCCCGUAAUGGAGAAGCCGGGUGAAGGCCCCGUCGUCGACGAGACCACGCCGGGUCUGGCUGCCCCCGGUGCCGUGUAA
Molecule: messenger RNA, 2850 nt
Organism: Dichotomopilus funicola
Lineage: Eukaryota; Fungi; Ascomycota; Sordariomycetes; Sordariales; Chaetomiaceae
Exons: 1
Coding region: 1-2850 (949 amino acids)
Biological process (GO): regulation of DNA-templated transcription
Cellular component (GO): Rpd3L-Expanded complex; Set3 complex
Source: RefSeq, a predicted model, not a curated record